Messenger RNA from Brassica napus (rape), 549 nucleotides. Its product is annotated as 60S ribosomal protein L37a-2. Lineage: Eukaryota; Viridiplantae; Streptophyta; Magnoliopsida; Brassicales; Brassicaceae. Gene Ontology annotation, molecular function: structural constituent of ribosome. Gene Ontology annotation, biological process: translation. Gene Ontology annotation, cellular component: ribosome. The record is from RefSeq and is a predicted model, not a curated record. The coding region runs from base 107 to 385 and encodes 92 amino acids. The transcript has 3 exons.
UAUAUUUCCAUAUAAAUAGAAGACGGUUUCAUUUGUGAGCUCCUCUGCGAGUUGUUCUCUCUCCCUAGGGUUUUCACACAUUCGGCGGUAGUGCUCCGUUUCGGAAAUGGCGAAGAGAACGAAGAAGGUUGGAAUCGUCGGCAAGUACGGUACUCGAUAUGGAGCGAGUAUCAGGAAGCAGAUCAAGAAGAUGGAAGUCAGCCAACACAGCAAGUACUUCUGUGAGUUCUGUGGCAAGUACGGAGUCAAGCGAAAGGCUGUUGGAAUUUGGGGAUGCAAGGAUUGCGGGAAGGUCAAGGCCGGUGGUGCUUACACCAUGAACACAGCUAGUGCCGUCACCGUUAGAAGCACAAUCAGGAGGUUGAGGGAGCAGAUCGAGGGUUAAAAAUCUAUUUGCUUUUUUUUUUCAUCAUAAUUUGGUUUCUCUGUUUUGUCAAUUGUGUUCUGCUUUUGAUUCAAGACUUGCUAUUUCAUUUAGACGUGAAUCAAUGUUUUAUUCGAGUUUUGAUUUGCUUUUCUGUUUAAUCGUUAGUUUAUCAUUCAUGUUAA